Molecule: messenger RNA, 1596 nt
Organism: Symbiodinium natans
Lineage: Eukaryota; Dinophyceae; Suessiales; Symbiodiniaceae
Source: the annotation of a GenBank genome assembly
AUGAAAGCCUUUUUCCUGGCCCCUCUCGAGCCGGGGCGAAAGGAGCGAGACGUGGUCUUGGUUUACCGUCUGGCUCUGGGCAGAGACCUGCAGCAAUGGAUAAACCAGCAGCACGGCAGUACAUUCGACGUGUGCUAUGGUUCGCCCAAGCUGACGGACGAAGCCUUGCGGAUCAUGCGCCAGCUCGUCUCCGCUCUGCAACAUAUCCAUGACCGAGGCAUCCAGCAUCGAGACUUGAAACCAGCGAACAUCCUGCUGAGCGCGGGCUGCACGGCGCUCGUCGCUGACUUCGGCAUCGCUUUGGUGAACCGGACCUCGGAGAGGCAGCAGGGCCACGCAGCACUCGGCGACUUCUACUUCAUCGACGUGGACUCCCUGGUGACGAAGGAGCUCCCCUACACCCUCGACGACGACGUGUACAGCCUCGGCGAGGUCUUCGUCCGAAUCCUCUUUGGCCGCUAUGCCACUGGCGGCGACCUCCGACGCUUUGUGGAGGGAGGAUCCGAGCUGCCAGCUGUGGUGCGGAUCCUGUCGCAGAUGUUGGGGCCCAGAGACCGCCGCUGUUCCCUCUCCCAAGUGCAGGUCUCGGAGCCCCGCCCGAUCGUGACGAGCAUCUUCCUAGGCAUCGGGGCUGUGACGACGGUCAGUGUCGUCAUGGACCACCUCCGGAAGAAGAAGUUCCGAAAGCAGGACAUGUCCAUCUUCUCCAGCAAGUCCAAGCUGCGGGCGACCUUCUGCGUCGGCCAGACGCAAGGCCAGCGGCCGUCCCUGCAAGACUACUACUGCCACGCGCGCAUUGGUUGGAGCGUCCGCAAGGGUGCGCGAACCUGGAGGCUGCUAGGGAUGUUCGACGGCCACGGCGGCAAGGACUGCGCGAAGUUUGCCGCCCAAUCCUUGCCUCAUGAGGUCCGGCGCAUGCUGCGGGACGCGGAGGCCGAGGCAGCCGGCUUGGAAGGUCUGCCACUUUGGAGGCUUGCAUCGCGAAGCCUGCAGAAGGCCCUGGAAAGCUUGGACCACUUGUACAUCAAGUUCAGGAACAAUAUGGACCUUUGCGGGACGACCGCGUCCGUGGCCCUCGUGAGCCCGGACGGAUGCCAUGCGGUGGUCUGCAACAUCGGGGACUCGAGAACCGGCCUUGUCGGGGAGUGGGCCACGGUUGAGCAUACAGGCUUCAAUCCGGAGAUCCGCGGGGAGACGACGAUGACCCACGCGCACCGAGUGAGCGACCCGGCGGAGAUGGCGCGCAUCGAUCGGGCGGGUGGCUUCGUCGAGUAUGGUGCGAGCGGGCACCGGGUCAAUGGGGUGCUGGGCGUGUCCCGGGCCAUAGGCUACUGUGGCAUGAAGGACUUUGCAGAUCUUGUUCCAUCCUUGUCGGACAGCGUGAUCCUGGAGAGGGAUGGAACGAAAGCCGGGCUGGUGGGCUUGGCUAGUGACGGCCUCUUCCGCACGUGCAAUGAGGACGAGGCCAGAGGGCCCCGGCAAACAUCGGCAGAACCACGCAAAACCCGCGCGCAGCCGCGAAAGAGCCCUCCGCGGAUACGUCCCAACUUCUUCUGCGACUUCUGCGCUCCUAAAACCCUAAACCCUAAACCGUAA